Molecule: messenger RNA, 3694 nt
Organism: Cheilinus undulatus (humphead wrasse)
Lineage: Eukaryota; Metazoa; Chordata; Actinopteri; Labriformes; Labridae
Gene: rapgef4a
Product: Rap guanine nucleotide exchange factor 4a
Exons: 31
Coding region: 66-3143 (1025 amino acids)
Biological process (GO): positive regulation of GTPase activity; Ras protein signal transduction
Cellular component (GO): plasma membrane
Molecular function (GO): guanyl-nucleotide exchange factor activity
Source: RefSeq, a predicted model, not a curated record
UGCUGUUUUUGGUCCAGCCCUCCUCACCGCCGCAGCCUCAUCAGCAGCAGAAACAGGAGCCCAAGAUGGUAGCAGCGCACACUUCUUCACAUUCAUCGGAAUCUACCGAGUGGAUUGUCUGCUUGGAUAAACGCCCUUCAGAGCGCUCUGGAGAGGAUGUCGACAUAAUCCUGGCCCGUCUGAAAAAUGUGAAGGCCUUUGAGAGGUUCCACCCCAGUCUGCUGCAGCAGAUCUGUCUGUGUAGUUUCUACGAGUGCUUGGAGAAAGGAAUCACAUUGUACCGCCAGGGAGACAUUGGCACCAGCUGGUAUGCUGUCCUGUCUGGUUCUUUGGAUGUCAAAGUUUCAGAGACUUCAAGUUAUCAGGAUGCUGUUACGAUCUGCACCCUGGGAACUGGCACAGCAUUCGGGGAGUCGAUCCUGGAUAACACCCCCCGACAUGCCACCAUUGUCACGCGGGAAUUCAGUGAGCUCCUCCGCAUCGAGCAGAGGGAGUUCAGGUCUCUAUGGGACAGAUAUCAUCAGUGCAUGGCGGGACUGCUUGCCCCUCCCUAUGGUGCGAUGGAAAGUGGGUGCAAUGCUGACAGAAUGCCAGACAAAGAGAACAUAAGCAACAACUCAUAUGUUACAGGCUCCAAACACCAGAAUAAGAAGUCAUUCAUUCAAAGUCCAGCCAAAGCCCACCUUAAAUGCAUUUCCCAGGUCCCUUCAGAGAAGAUCCUGAGGGCAGGGAAGAUCCUCCGUAAUGCCAUCCUCUCCAGGGCACCUCACAUGAUCAGAGACAGGAAGUACCAUUUAAAGACUUACAGGCAGUGCUGUGUGGGGACAGAGUUGGUAGACUGGCAGCUGCAGCAGAGCUCCUGUAUCCACUCUCGUAUUCAGGCUGUGGGCAUGUGGCAGGUGCUGCUGGAGGAAGGAGUCCUCAACCACGUGGACCAGGAGCUGAGCUUCCAGGACAAAUACCUUUUCUACCGUUUCCUGGAUGACGAGCAGGAAGAUGCUCCUUUUCCCAAUGAGGAGGAGAGGAGAGAGAGCCAGGAGGAGCUGCAGGACACCCUGCUCCUCUUGUCACAGAUUGGACCUGACGCCCACAUGAGGAUGAUUCUCAGGAAACAUCCGUCUGAAAGAACAGCAGAUGAUUUGGAGAUCAUUUAUGAAGAGCUGCUCCACAUUAAGGCCUUGUCUCACCUUUCCACCACUGUAAAGAGAGAGCUGGCAGGAGUGCUGAUCUUUGAAUCCCAUGCAAAGGCAGGAACAGUGUUGUUCACUCAGGGGGAGGAGGGCACAUCAUGGUACAUUAUUCUGAAGGGCUCAGUCAAUGUUGUCAUCUAUGGAAAAGGCGUUGUGUGCACUCUUCAUGAAGGAGAUGACUUUGGAAAGCUUGCUCUUGUAAACGACGCCCCCCGCGCCGCCUCCAUUGUGCUGCGAGAAGACAACUGUCACUUCCUGAGAGUGGAUAAGGAGGACUUUAACAGGAUUCUGAGGGAUGUGGAGGCUAACACAGUCCGUCUGAAGGAGCACGGUCAGGACGUUCUGGUGUUAGAGAAAAGUCUGAGCAGCUGCCGAACCUCCAGCCAUGGAGUCUCAUCCUCCCACUACAAAUACAAGGUGAUGUCGGGGACUCCGGAGAAGAUUUUGGAGCACCUCCUUGAAAUGAUGCGAUUGGAUUCUCAAUUCUCAGACUCAGAUUCAGCCUUAGAUGACUUUGUCCUCAUGCACUGUGUCUUCAUCCCAAACACCGAAUUAUGUCCAGUGUUGAUCGCCCACUACCAUGCUCAGGCCUCACAGGGCUCUGAACAAGAGAAACUUGACUACACGCUCAAUAACAAGCGGAGAGUGAUUCGCCUGGUGAUGCAGUGGACUGCAUUACAUGGAGAUCACCUGCAGGAGGAGGACAUGUCCAUGGCCUUCUUAGAGGAGUUUCUCCUGGCUGUAUCUACUGAUGCCAAAGUGAUUCCAGUGCUCAGAAAUCAACUGAUGGAACUGGAGAGAAUCGUAAAGCAAAAUUCUGAAGAUGCCAGAGUCUCACAGAAAAAGCACAAAGUCCUUCUGCGACAGUUCAGUAUGGGAGACGAGAAGCUUCAGAAACGCCAGCCGAUCAGGAGUAAUGAUGAAAUUCUGCUCAAAGUCUACUGCUGCGACCACACCUACACAACAAUCCGUGUCCCUGUGGUGGCCUCAGUCAGGGAGGUCAUCAGUGCCGUGGCUGACAAGCUUGGGUCAGCGGAGGACUUGCUCUUGGUCCAUCUCAGCUCUGCAGGAGAAAAAGUCAUCUUCAAGCACAAUGAUAUUUCAGUAUUCUCCACAGUCAGUAUAAACGGGCGAUUGUUUGCCUGCCGGAGGGAUCAGCUCGAUUCUUUGACCCCCUUACCUGAGCAGGAGGGCCCAUCUGCAGGGUUUUUGGCCAGCUUUGAGCUAAUGAGCUCUAAGGACGUUGCUUACCACAUGACCUCCUAUGACUGGGAGCUUUUUAACUGUGUACAUGAGCUUGAACUCAUCUAUCACACAUUUGGGAGGCAAAACGUGAAGAAAACCACGGUGAACCUGGACUUGUUCCUGAGGAGGUUCAAUGAGAUCCAGUUUUGGGUGAUCACAGAGAUAUGUCUGUGCUCUCAGUUCAGUAAAAGGGUUCAGCUUCUCAAGAAGUUCAUUAAGAUCGCUGCCCACUGUAAGGAGUACAGGAACCUGAACGCCUUCUUUGCCAUCGUGAUGGGCCUGAGUAACCCAGCAGUGUGCCGAUUAAAUCAGACCUGGGAGAAACUUCCCAGUAAAUUCAAGAAGUUUUACGGGGAAUUUGAAAACUUGAUGGACCCGUCCAGAAACCACCGGGCAUACCGACUCACUGUAGCCAAGCUGGAUCCUCCCAUCAUCCCUUUCAUGCCUCUGCUAAUCAAAGACAUGACCUUCACUCACGAGGGCAACAAGACGUUUAUCGACAAUUUGGUCAAUUUUGAGAAAAUGCGGAUGAUAGCCAACACAGUGAAGAUACUGAGAUACUGCAGGAGCCAAACAUUCAGUCCAGGUUCCCCUCUAGCAAGCAAGAACCAUCCUGAAAUCCGGACAUACGUGCGUCAGCUCCACGUGAUUGACAACCAAAGGACUCUAACUCAGCUGUCUCAUGCACUCGAGCCCCGCAGGUCUUAAAACCCACUCAGGGAGACACAUGUUACACUCUGAUGCUGCUUGGUCAUGUGACUUGUGUUUGCAUAUGGGUGAAUUGACUCCAGCACAGGCAUUCAUAUGGAAGACCUAAUGACAUGCCAGAUAAUGAGAUAUUGUCUCAGACACUUGUUCAGCUUUUUAUUACAGUAAUUUGUGAUAUUUAAACAACAGUAAUUGUUGGUAGAUGAAGUACCUCUCAUAUCACUCUGCUGCAGAUAUCAUCUUCAAGUCAAAAAGAGCAACAGUUUAAGUAUUAAAGAUCUUCGGAGGAUCUUAUUCAUCAGAUUAACAUUUCAGAUGUAAACACUAUGUGAUGCUUUAAAAGUGCAAACCUCAUAUUUCUGAUAUUCAGUUGUUUCAUAUCUUUUGUAUCAAACCAUAUUUAUACAUAUUUAAGUGUGUGAGUUCCUUCUGUGUUGUAAAUGAAUAUUUAUUUUCACCUCAGCAUGCAAAGAGUUAAUAUGAUUGUUUGACUUUUUAUUCACAUGAGCACAUUUCUCUGAAGUCUGGGAUUCAGUCAAUGACCAAAAAAC